ACUGCACUGUGUACGCUAGCUGUAUACAAAUUAUUUGCAUGUAAAGCUGAAUCAAAUCCGAAUCGACCACGUCUAAAGCUACAAAAAAUAGAGAGGUCGUCUUCCAAGGUCCCUAAAACGGAGUGAGACUUGGGAGGUCUAAAUUCUCGAGAGAAUAAACGUUCUAAUCAUAGGCACAGGGAACGAGGGAUCUAUCUCGUAAUUUCGUUAAAUCAUAUAGGAUUCAACAGUACCACGUUCAUGAUGUAGGAAGCUACAGCGCUGGCGACACUCGAUGAGCAUGGACUCGUCAGGGAGGCAGCCUCCUACAGAGAGGGUUGGAGAGAAGAUUCUUCAAGAAACCCACCAGAACAACCGGCUACCCCAUGCCUCAAGCAACCCCAAGAGACCAUCAUCUGCUAGUGGAAGUGAUGGCAAGGGAACUCAUUUGCCUUACUCUCAUGGAGAGCAAAGACAACCUCACCAGAGUUCCAUGAGCAAGUCCUCUUUUGGGGCGUGUCUGAAUUCUGUUCAUGAUCGUAGUGCCAGGGGGGUCCAAGGGAGUCCCGUUCAAGGGUUUUCCUUGAAGAGAGCGGUGAUGAAGUCGACCACAUCACAGGCAUGCAGCAGCUCGUCGCCUGUGAAACCAUCUAUCCCGAGGCUUAAAGGUCAGCCAUUAACUAGUCCAGGAAAGCAUUAUCAUUCAUCUCCAGCAGAACAUGAGACGACGGGUAGGCGAAAGAUUGUGAAUACUACCCACACGUACAAGCGAGGAGAGAUGUCAUUAAAAACUCCUCCUAGAGGACAAAAUCGAGAAUCAAGCAGUACUCCAAAAUCUAAAGAUCGCAGUUCAUCUCAGCCGAUUUUAUCUAGUGAAAGAGGAAAGAGUAUGCACCUAAAUUACAGGUCACCUGCGUCAAUACAUGCAAAGUCUGUGACAGAACAAGGGGAACAUUCAAGGUCUCAUUCUCAGUCUAGGCAUCGUACUGAACCUGGUUCAAGUGUGGAUACUGUCAGAGAUGGAUUUAAAUCACGCCACUCGUCCAAUCCCAAAGGGAGACAUCACAGUGAAUCGAGCAGCAUCUUCCAUAAGGGAGAUACUGGCAAAGAUAGAGAACAAUCACACGUAUCUCAGGAAAGAUCAAGACAUCAAAGUGAAUGUAGCGCAAAGCACCAUCAUGGGCAUCCUGUCAAAGACAGAGAGAAGUCACAGGAGCGAUCAAGACAUCGAAGUGGCACUUCUUCAAAGACCAAUGAGGUAGAUACUGUGAAAGGAAACAGGAAAUCACAAUCGGUACCACAACCCAGGUCAAGACAUCAAAGCGAAUCCAAUGUCAGACACGGUAAGGUGGAUGCUGUUUCAGACAGGAAGAAAACCCAUGAGGCAAAGAGACAAAGAUCUCAUAGUGAAUCUAGUAGAAUCAUGGAUGGCGUGACUCAUGAAGAAAAGAUCCUGGCCAGCAAAAAGAAACACACCAUGCUGUGGGUGUUGAACUCGACUCCUUCAGAAGAAGAUGAGCAGUUAACUUCUUCAAAACCUGUGAAGCAAAAGACACAUGACCAAACUCUUUCACCAAAUACAGAUCACGCAAGAGCAAGCUUCAUUAUUGUCCAAGAUAAGGCAGGUUGGGCUAAACGAAUCUAUAGCGAUGGCAGCAGUGGUGUAACAUCUGGAAUGGAGCCUGUAGGGAGAUCGUCCUACAGCUCUGUGGACAGUAGUGGCUGCCAGAAAAGACACGGUGGGGGCAGCAGAGACUUGCACUUGAAGAAAAGAAAAAAGUUGCAAAGGAAAAACAGUAGUCCAUCUUCAUCACACCAGGGUGUUCCUAGCUACGGGGCACUCUUGAACAUGGCACAGCGAAACUUGAGCAAUGGACAGCAUACCCCAGACGGUAAAAUAACUGAUAGGGUGCCGGAAAGAAUCAGAAGAAAUUCUCAUCAGAGUGGCAGUGAUUCAGAGCAGCAUCUUUCACGUCGCAACCUGCAACAAGGAUCAUUUGAAUGUGACUAUGAUGAAGAAAAAGUAAAACGCUUGUUCAAAGCUUCACUGUCGGCAACACCAAAGAAACAGAAACAGAAACUGAGCAAGCAGUCUUCAGUUGAUUCCCAUGCAAGUUUGGAAUCCUGUGGGAAUCCUUCAUCUUCAAACAGCAUGGAUGAGAUCUCGCUAGAAAAGGUAGAAAGACUUUUCAAUGCUUCUUUAAACACAAAGUCAAAGACUACUGAAUCACCCAAAGUGGAGUCCAAAGCGGAGCCCAAAGCAGCAAAGUGCCCCUUAGAGGAAGCACAGUCACCGGAACGACCCCAGUACACAUGCACUUUUAAAGGCAGGGAGAGCAGCUCAGAACAGAGUGACAAGCACAUAACCUUGUCAUUCCGCAAAGUGCACCAUUUGUCCAAGAAGUCUCUUGGCAGUCACCAUCUCCACAAGUUUCGCGAGAAGUCCGUCAAAGGUCUCCGCCUUGAAGCAUCUUCCAGAGCAGUUCAUAUUCCUCUCAAAAGGCUAAAGUUGAAGUCCGAAAGCAUAUUUCUCACAGAGGAUGUUCUUCGGAGGUUAGGAAGGUCCUCAAGUUUCAUCGUCAACACGGCCAGGAAGCACAAUUUUCUCCAAGGAAAGAAACAGAAAGCUCAUAAGCAUAAACCAAGGAGAAGGGCGUUUCCAUUGUGCAGCUCAUCGGAUCCAGAAACAACAUCUGUUUCGAACAGUCAUGCAGCGCCACUGCAGUAUGACAUACCCCUCAGGCAUGCUAUGUCUGACUCUGCUGCUCUAAGUGAAUCCAGUGUCUCGUCCGGUGUAGCUUCCGGUGUGGCCAAUCUCUUUCAGGAGCUGAGCUCUGAUCCCUCAAGAACUGACCAGCCAGGAGAUUCCUCUUCACCUCUGGGCCUUCAUGGAAGGUCAAAGGUCACAGCAUCACCCAAGUUCUCUGGCAGUAUUUCCAAGCUGAAGCGGAGGAUCGGGAAGAGGCUGCAGGCGGCGGUUCAAGGAGACAGACCAGGAUGCUCUAACAACGGGAAUGAGAGUGACUCAACACUUUUUGGAUCCUCUGCAGGAGAGGGGUAUCCAUUUGGAGAUACAAAUUACAUUCCUGGAGUGGAGGAUGUGAUUUUUGAAGAGACAGUGGCCACAGAGGAGUAUCCACAAAUGGAUACCUUAGCUGAAUGCAUGGUCAGUGAAUCAUCGGAGGGCUGUCCCUCUCCAGCAAAUGCCAAGCACACAGUACUUCUAUCCCAACCAGAUCCUUGUGACUUGAUGCCGGGUCAUUCGGAGAACAGUCCUGCUGAAGAUGGGUGUGAUGGAUCAAAGGCAACGGAGACAUCGGGAGGUGAUGGAAAUGUAGCUUCAAAUGAAGAGCAAUUGUUGGAGAGAGAUCUUCCUACAAUAAGCGUCAUGGGUAACGACCAACCAGGACGUGUCCCCCAAACAUGUUUGAAGUCCAACAAGUCAGAGAAUACAUGUCCUCAGCCAAAAGGUGAGGCACCUGUACUGCGAGAUUCAGAACACCCACCAUCCUCUCCGUUGCAUGAAACCAAAGCGAGGGAGGACCAGCAAAAUGGAGAAGUGCUUGAAGACACUCUUGACCCUGCAGGAGAGCCAGAGGAAGGGAGCUCUGAUGAAGACCUUGAUGACAGUGAGAGUCUGCCUGAUGCCUGCAUGAAUGCAGGGGACUUUAAGGAUACCCAGGAGAGCAGCUCAGACAGCACGGAUGGUAGUCAGCCUGCAAACACACCAACCACUCUCAUGAAGGAAGUCUGUCGGAUUGGCAACGUACCAGUACCAGGGACACCUUCCAAGCCGUACCCAUUUCCAUUGAAUGAUUCCCUUAGCCCAGGGAGGCUGUCCCAGGAAAUGAGCACAGAGGAAACGACAACAAAGAAGAGAAAACUUAGGUUCAGUUUGGCCAAGAUGGUGGAUAUGAAGAAGAAAACGAAAUUUGAAGCGACAUUCGAACGUCUGAAGCAGGAUGUGAGCCAGGGAGGGUUCGCUAGACAGAUGGAGGAACAACAGGAGACCGGUGAUGGUGACCAUGACAACGGAUCAGAUGAACCAGAGGAAAACCAAGCCAUUCUCGAAAGGUAUGGUGUGUCUGAAGAGCAGAAGAUACCCAAAGUCCAUCCUGGUGAAGAUAUUUUUGAUCAGACAAAACUCAGACAGAUCUUCAACUACAAUGACCACAUGGCCUCAUUGGCAGGUUGUGGGUUCAAGCCUGAUAAACCCAGUGCACUGGAAAGUCUUAUGCUGAAAGCAACACCAGAUGAAAUGGUUGAAAUGUUGAGAACCUUUGCUGUAGAGAUGGCAUAUCAUUCCAAGCCUUGUCCGCCUGCCUUCAUGCUUUGGCUCUUCAGACUCAUGUCUGUGCACACAGAUUGUAAUGUAGUGAACAAGGCUUACCAGACCAUGUGGUCCAUUCUCAACUCAUGGCCAAUACAGCAUCCUGCUGUCGUGCCUUGGGCGCCAUCUGUGGCUGAAAUCACUCAGAUUCUAGUCAACUAUGGUGCAUCAUUCAAUGACCUGCUACCACCUGGCCUUGUAAAUCCAGAAUUUGAUGAAAAUUCCAUCAGACCACCAAUGGGAGAAGACAAGUCCGGCCAACAAAAGGAGAGAGUUCAACCCUCUGCAGCUGAUCUUACAGAUCCGGUGAAGGCACGUUACCAUGGUAACAACCUUAUGAAGGUCAUCAAGAUCUUGACUCUGGCCCUCAUCACCAGGAAAACCGUUGACAGGUUUCCUUAUACGGAAGAAGAGGUUUCCUGCCUAGCCGUUCUCGUUUGCAAGGCAUCUCUCGAGAAAUACUUCAUCAUGAAGGCUGUAGAGAAUGAUUUCACUCUAUGUCUGCUAGCCCUGUUUGAAUGUGUACCUGAACCUUCAUGGGAGGCUCAGGCUGAACGUCUGUGCCAUGUCUUACCUCAUGUUGCUGCUCACCAUCACAACCUAGUAUACAUCACACAUCUCAUACCUGGCUGUACUGAGAGAGGGAGAUACAUGUCAAGACAGCUAGCGUACAUGUGUUUGAAGAAGCUUUCACCUACUGAACCAGAGCAGAAUAACAAUGGAUUCCACCCUGAACUCAAGGUGCAAUACAUUCUGGACGUAGUCCCUGCCACCAGACCUUCUAAAGACACAGACUACUACAAGCUCCACAGCAGGAUCCAGAUCCUGGACCUGGCCAUCGGGAACGAGCGCCUGGACAAGUCUGAGAAGGAAUCCCUCCAGUCACUGAACAACAAACUCAACGUGUUUGUCAAAAACAUCAGGGAGAAGGUCUCCAACAUCAGCAGGUCGCAGGUCAAAGAUCUCAUCGGCAGGAUGACCCUCAGGUUGACCCUCAUGGAUCAGUCAAUAGUCUCUGACCAGGUCAAUAUAUUCAAUCGCAUGCUGCCUCUGACGGGGAUCAAGGAGGAGAAUAUAGAGGAACACUUCCCCCAGUCCCAGGAGGAUGCGGUCUCUACCAGCUCAGAGGAGGAAGGGGAAGACAAGUCAGAUGACAUGGAUGAAGAUGACGAGGAGGAGGGGGAAGAUCACGCCCCGGCGGAUGUAGGACAUUCACCCGAGAAGACGUGAAAGAUGGGGAUGAAAUAGAGAGCUUCGGUGCUCGAGGAGGGAGGACCUGCUCGUAAGAACACUUUGUGAGAUAUUUUGUAGAGCAAGCGCUGUUACUUAUCAUGCAGCACUGGCCCAUGCUAGUGCUGUAUAGAAAGGACCUACUCGUAAGAAACUUUUGUGAGAUAUUUCGUAGAGCAAGCGCCGUUAUCAUCAUGCAGCACUGGCCCAUGCUAGUGCUGUAUUGGAAGGCACCGUCGACAACAUUAGGGAGAAGUUGAAGGAAAUGAGAUGUACAUGUUCCUAUGUACCUUUGUUUCAUUACGAAGAUUUGUCCCGGAGUUUUUAGGAAGAUUUUGACAACUUUAUAGAAGUUGGUUUACUCAUAGAUACAGUCAAACCUGUCUAUAGCGACCACCCAAGGGAAACACAAAAAGUGGUCUUCGUAGACAGAUUCCUUUAGAACAUGUUUCAAUGAGAAACCAUUUUCGAGGGAAAGAAAAAUAUGGUCUUUGUAGACAGGUGGUCACUAAGCAGGUUUGAUUGUACAACUGAGUAUUCAAUAGCAUGUAACAGCUACAAGUUUGAAUUUUGAAAAGACAGGUUUGAAAAUCAUGGACAGUUCAAAAUUCUUACUCAACCAUAAUUAUUUCUGAACUAUUGGUCAACAUUUUUGAUUAAAAUUGCUCCGAAUAAUGACUCAGAUUGCACCAAAGAGCAUCUAGAGAUACCAGUGCUUCCCGGGCCCUAGCAAGCUGGCUCUGGAACCUAUCAAGGGAAUGUUUGUUUGGGGACUGUCUUGCAAUAGUAAGAAUGAGAUGGAUGUGUAUGGAAAUCUUGAAGUGCUAAAAAACGCAGAAAAGCUACAUGUAGUUCACAAGAAAGAAAACUCAAGUCUAUUGUAAGUGAUAGUGAAGUUGACAUUGUACAUAUACUUUGAAUGAAAUAAGUAUAGAGAAAUUAUUUUUAUCAUAAUUUAUUUAUGAUAAAAACUUAAUACUUUUUCACAAGUGCAAUUAUUGAUUUGUAGCUAUACUAGUUUGUAUUGUACAUACAAGAAAAGUUGUAAAGUCCUUGCAUAAAUGAAACUUUGGGGAAACGUGUGUGUCUUUUGGAGGAAAAUAUAAACUGUCAAUUUGCAUGCAAGAUACUGUACAUGAGUAUCAAUAUUGCAUUGUAAAUAUUUUCAUUUCUGCUCCCUUCAGAAUGAUAAAGAUGUACUAUGUAGUUACUCAAAUUCAGACUUUAAAUUUUGUUUCAUGCAUUACAGUAACAGGCAAAGUGAAACCAAUACAUACAUCAUAUCAAAUGCUUGGAGUCAGAAGGGACAUACUUUGACAAAGAGUUAAUGCCCUUCUGGCUCUAAUCACACUAUGUAGAGGUGUAGGGGUCGAGUGGAUACGUUCGCCGGACUGUUCGCGGUUCAAUUCCCGCCGCGGCACUAAUGUCCUUUGGCAAGACAUUGAUCUACAUUUGCCACACUCGACCCAGAUGAUGUUAAUGGGUACCUGGUAGGAAUUCAUUCCUUUAAAUGCUAGAACACCUUAAUGGCAGUCAUGCUAAAGCCAGGGUAAUGAUUGUGGAGUGCCAGGAGUGUCAAGUCCGACAGGUUUAAGCGCUAUAAAAAACCCGCUAUUAUUAGGUCAUUUUGACGACUUUGCCGAUGAGAAUAUUGACCGUGCCACUACCUUCUAAAAAAGUAUUAGAAAUGCUGAUGGAGCGGUUAAUUCAUCACAGCGCUUUCUGCAACACCAAUGGUAUUUUCUACAAAAUUAUGGAGAGAAACACAAAAAAGCUUAGAAAUCUAAUAAAAGAUUUCCUUAGCUGUUUUAAUAAUGUCUUUUGGAAUGGCAUGAUUAUUCAUGUAGCAAAGAAGAAACAAACGUCUCAUUUCUUUUGAUGUGUAAUGAACACCAUCUUGUAAAAACUCUGUAAAUAUGUUCAUAUACAAAUGUAUCAAAAGAGCUGAAAUAUCAAAUCAUAUAUAACAGGUGCCUAUACUGUGUAUAUACAUGUAGACAAGCAAUGCUUUACAUUAUUUUUUCAAUCAAAUGCAUGUGGUGUUUUGUUCUUUUUAAUUACCAAUGUCAAACUCACAAAACGACUGAUCUAUCCAAUAUGGAAAGUGUCAGAUAAAUAAUGAAGAUGAAAAAGGGCCAUGUUUCAUAAAACUUGUUAUCAAUAAAAAA
This is a messenger RNA of Strongylocentrotus purpuratus (purple sea urchin), 7707 nucleotides long. RefSeq names its product filaggrin. The transcript is spliced from 18 exons. NCBI's taxonomy places the organism in Eukaryota, Metazoa, Echinodermata, Echinoidea, Camarodonta, Strongylocentrotidae. The record is from RefSeq and is a predicted model, not a curated record. The coding region runs from base 275 to 5539 and encodes 1754 amino acids.